Molecule: messenger RNA, 2464 nt
Organism: Phytophthora nicotianae INRA-310
Lineage: Eukaryota; Oomycota; Peronosporomycetes; Peronosporales; Peronosporaceae
Exons: 4
Coding region: 647-1600 (317 amino acids)
Biological process (GO): protein processing
Cellular component (GO): membrane; nucleus
Molecular function (GO): aspartic endopeptidase activity, intramembrane cleaving
Source: RefSeq, a predicted model, not a curated record
GAUCUUCCCCAAGCCUAUUUGUAGACUGCCAUGUCGGGCGUGGAGUCCUUCGGUGACGGCGACGUGCGCGAGCGUCUGCUUCCUGCUCGACCACGCCAAACAUCGCAGGACUAUGACGGUGAAGACGCCUUCACACACGAGGAGCUUCUGCACUCGAUCGGCUCCUUCUCCGCUGUGGUGUGGCCAGUUGCCGUCACAAUGUUGCUCGCCAGGUGCCCACGAGCUCAUCAAGCUCUUUUGCAGUCAAUACACAGCGCCACUGACGUAAAUUUCAAUUGAUACGCUGUUGCAGUUUUGUGUCGCUUAAUGUGGAAGAUCCUGCGUCGGCUAAGGCGCUCGCAGAGUACGGAACCAUCAACCAAUGUGGAAUAAGUUGUGAGACUGAACGUUGUGAACGUGAUGCUGCAGAGCUUACUUGAUCUAUGGGCCCGAUCAGGACAAAGGUGCAUCUACUGGAACAAAAAUGACGGAUGCUCUGGUAAAUGCAUUGGCCAUCGUGUCGUUUUUCCUCGUGGCGACGUUCGUGAUUGUCUGCUGCUACAAGUUCAACUUCAACAGGGUGCGGCUAAGAUACUUUUGCAAAGCAUGGCAUUGUGAACGAUACUCUGAUGUUGCUGCGUAAUUGCUACAGAUCCUGAUUGGAUACAUGAUGUUUUCGUCAGCUAUGCUGCUGGGAAUGCUGGGAGGCAACAUGCUAGUUAUCGUCAUCGCCAAGUUCGAGAUCCCCAUCGAUGUCUUCACGCUGCUCUUUGCCAUGUACAACUUUUCGGUUGUUGGAGUGCUGUCAAUUUUCUACCAGAAGGGAACCCCCAUGUGGCUGACACAGACGUACUUGGUCGCUACAUCCGUCAUCAUGGCGUGGCAGCUAGGGCAAUUUCCAGAGUGGAGCACCUGGGCACUGGUGAUUGUGCUUGCGUUUUAUGACUUGUGCGCGGUGCUGACGCCGUGUGGGCCGCUGAAAUGGCUUGUGAAUCUCGUGCAACAAGAGGGGCGCCCCCUUCCUGGUUUGCUCUACGAAGCAGAAAUUCGUCGCAAUCACUCGGGUCAUACUGCUCAGCCGGUGCGCGAAAACGUGUACUAUCAAUGCGAGUCAGAAAUUCCUCUUCGACUUGGGUCGCCACGCGACGUACCGGAAGGUCCAACGUCUUCUACCCACACUUCUUUGACCCCUUGUCAGGUUCAACUGCGCGCUCGACUGAUCGAAUUCUACUCGAAGCACAACCCAUCGGCAAUAUCCCGUGUCGACAAGAUCUUGGAACGAUAUCACGGACGAGAAACCGAAUUAUGGCACGAUCUGUACCAGAAAUAUGUCACCGAUCAAGGAGAGGUGGAUGAAACGAUCAAGCUUGGACUGGGAGAUUUUGUCUUCUACAGCGUUUUAGUGUCUCGAGCAGCCAAAUACGACUUCUCGGCGAUGAUCGGAUGCUUGGUAUCAGUCCUGAUGGGUCUUGGAGGUACGCUAUUUCUUCUCGGGAUUUAUCAGAAAGCACUUCCAGCGCUUCCGAUUUCCAUUCUGCUAGCUGUAAUGAUGUACUUCUGGCUUCGAGUGGUGUUUGUGGAUUUUGCCAGCAGCGCGCUCAAUCUUGGCGUGCCCCUAUAACGCAUCCGAUAAUGCGAGCUCAAAAUACGUCUGGCAUUUUGAGGACUUAUAGAUAAUUGCCCUUCUCAAUACAUGCCUGGAGAAAGGAGGUCAAGAACGUAAAUCCUAAAACAUGAAGAGCUUCAAGCUCGAUUUUCCAAGGUAGCGCGUCGCCAAGCCACAUUUGAACUUCAUCCUUGAAGUGGUCGUUCGCCUGCGUCACCGCAAAAUAUUAGCUGAGGAUUUAUAACAUGCCUACUGCAGUUGCCUCGCACCUGAAUGAAGCUUGAUCGAAACAAGGAAUCGGCCACUGCCAGGUCUUUUCGAGUGAGAGCUUUAAAAGAUGAGAUCGGCAAGUCCAAGUCCGCGAUUUGAGAUGGUCGAACGCCAACCCACUUGAUGUCGACGGCUGAUCACAGAGUAAUGCGUGAUAAGCUCAGCAAGAAAAGCAGUGAACGCGCAGUUAACCCGAGUUUACCGUAUUGAAGUGAUUCCAGCGGCAUUCGUGCUGAUCCAAGCUUGUAUGUGAGCUGCCGAAUGUAUCCUUAGAAACCCAAGUCAUUAUUUGUUGUAGAAAUUUGGUCUCACCAUAAUGGAGAGGCCAAAUGGGUUGCAAUCACAGAGUCCAAGAACUGGAAUUUCUAGUGCGUUUCUCAACAGGCUCACGAAUACUCUAAUUGCAUCAGGCCAAGACAACCGGAUCAGUACACUAUAUCUAUCAUCGUGUCUUCUAAGCAAAAUAUACCUCGUAGCCAGAUCCGGAAAACCCCGACCAGUGAUCAAAAUGCUUGGAACUAUUUCGAAAAACUUGUCUUCUCUGAAAAGAUAACAUGUUAUCAACCAGUCAGGAUAAAUGCAAAACCUGCGUUCCGUAUAACCUCAGGC